Messenger RNA from Chenopodium quinoa (quinoa), 1468 nucleotides. RefSeq names its product transcription factor MYB39-like. Lineage: Eukaryota; Viridiplantae; Streptophyta; Magnoliopsida; Caryophyllales; Amaranthaceae. The record is from RefSeq and is a predicted model, not a curated record. The coding region runs from base 274 to 1317 and encodes 347 amino acids. The transcript has 3 exons.
UUCUAAUCCAUGCAUUUUUAUUAUAUUAUUAUAUAGUUUUCAUUAUUAUAAUAUACAAUGUAAACCUAAUUUGAAAAUGACAUUUUUCAUCUUUUGACACCCUCAAAUCCUUCUAGCCUAUAUAUAUUGCACCCAAAGUCCCACCAAGAAUAUCAACCAAUUCAAUUAAUCUUUACACUCUCCUACUCCCUAAUUUUUCUCCUCGAUCAACUUCUCCUCUUUCAACUAGCAUUAGAAGAACCAAAACACCGAAAAGUUAUAAACGAAUCGAAGAUGGGUAGGUCUCCAUGUUGUGAUGAUAUUAGUGAGUUGAAGAAGGGUCCUUGGACACCAGAAGAAGAUGAAUUGCUCGUCUCUUACAUCCAAAAACAUGGUCUUGGAAGUUGGCGGGCUCUUCCUAAAGCCGCCGGGUUGAAUAGGUGUGGUAAGAGUUGUAGAUUGAGAUGGACUAAUUACUUGAGGCCGGACAUUAAGCGUGGUCGCUUCACUGAAGAGGAAGAAGACAUGAUUAUCAAGCUUCAUUCUGUUCUUGGCAACAAGUGGUCAAGAAUAGCAGCUCAUCUACCAGGAAGAACUGAUAAUGAGAUUAAGAACUAUUGGAACACCCACCUAAGGAAAAAACUCCUACAAAUGGGUAUUGAUCCAGUUACUCACAAACCAAGAAAUGACCUUAAUCUCCUUGCUAAUCUCUCCCAACUUCUUUCAACACCACAAAAUUUAGGCCCAAUGAUGAAUCCUUGGGACAUCAACAAUGCUCUUAGGAUACAACCAAACGUCGCGGCUGAGGUAGCCAAGCUCCAAGUCCUACAAAACAUCUUCCAAAUCCUAAACGCAAAUAAUCCAUCAUCGACGUCAUCAUCAUCAUUAUCCCUCCCAAAUAUGGACCAAACCAUGGCAUUAAACUUAGGAUCAUCAUAUUCUAAUGGUAUGGUUAACAUUAAUAAUAUUAGUAACCCUAUGUGUUCAACCUCUCAAGGUUUUUGCCAAGUUCCAAAUUUUGCGGUCGGUCCAAGCCAACAAGCAAUAGUUGAUCAUAAAUAUGAUAAUAAUACACCAGAGUUAUAUAACACAAGCUUGGAUACAAAUUGUAACAAGAGUUUAAGUAGUACAACUACUUAUGAAACCCUAGAUGAAAAUAAAUUACCAUCAUUGGUUAAUUUUUCACCUGAGGCUUCAACUGUAAACCAAAUUGAGAGCAACACAAACUCUACCAAUGGCUCCUCUGCUUUGGGCCCCACUACUGAUGAUUUCUUCGAAGGUUGGGAUAAGCUUUUGGAUGAUGGCAACAGUGAUUUCUGGAAACAAUUCAUAAACUAACGGUGUGGUUCGUAGUAAGCACAAACUUCGUCAUGCAUGGACGUAUCUUCUUCUAUGAAAUUCAAGAGAAAUUAAUUUGUUGAGUUAAUUAAACACUUUAUAAGUUGAUUUGUUCAAAUUCUUUUUUUUUCAUUUUUUGGGUGGGUGGGGG